Molecule: messenger RNA, 8229 nt
Organism: Girardinichthys multiradiatus
Lineage: Eukaryota; Metazoa; Chordata; Actinopteri; Cyprinodontiformes; Goodeidae
Product: trichohyalin
Exons: 27
Coding region: 121-7728 (2535 amino acids)
Source: RefSeq, a predicted model, not a curated record
GUUUCUAACGGUAAACCGUUAGAUGCUGCUGGUAACUCCUCCAGCCAGGAGGUGGCGCUAUGGAAACGGCGAACGGUUGUUUUGUUUCGGUGUCCGGGUAAAAAGAUAAACUCAUUAAGCAUGGAGUCUGGGCUGCUGAUUGGCUGGCAGCAGCAGAAGGCGGAGCUGGAGCAGGAAGUGUGUUGUCUGCAGGAGGAGCUGGCGGAGAGCCGAGCAGAGAGGGAGGAGCUGGAGUCCAGAAGCAGAGCUCUGACUGACAGGCUCAGCCAGACUCUGAAUCCUUCACUAGGCCUCUCCCUGCAUGAGGAGGAGCAGAGGAGGUGGAAAACGAAGUUGAGGGAGGGUAGGGAGAGGGAGGCCAGACAGACGCUGCUGAUCCACCGUCUGCAGAACAAGGUGAUCGAGUACAGAGAACGGUGUCAGCGUCUGGAUCUGCAGUUGCAGGAACAACACUCCAGGGUGCUGAGUUCUGAGCAGAGAAUCAGAGAUGAACACAGUGACUCUCUGGAAAGCGCCCUCAUCAGGCUGGAGGAGGAACAGCAGAGGUGUGUGUGUGUGUGUCAUUUACAGAUGGAUAUGAUCACAAAGCUCAUUGUGUCUUCGUUCCUCCUCAGGUCCGUCAGUCUGGCUGACAUCAACACUCUCCUUCGGCACCAGCUAAGCCAGUCAGAGUGGACCAACCAGGCGCUGAGGGAAGACCUCCAGAAGCUGACUGCUGAUUGGACGAGAGCUGUUGAGGAGUCGGAGCAAAAAGAAGCUGAUUGGCAGAGAGAGAAGGAGUGUCGGUGGGGUCAUGUGGGUCAGAACCAGGCUCAGUUGCUGUCAGUUUGGAGGUCUGUGCUUGAUUUGAGACGACACUGUCACACAUUGAAAACAGCUGCUGACAGGGAUCUGUGGCAGCUCAGAGCAGAGUUUUCCAGACUCUCUUCAUCUCUCCUACUCGGCUGUGACUCCGUCUGUUACUCCUUGAGGCUCAGCGAUUAUCCGAUCAAACUCGCCUCAUAUGACCUUCCUCCUCCUUUAUCCUCCUCACCUCCUCUGUCCUCCACUCUUGUUCUCCGGUCUCCAGACUUCUCAGCUUCUCCACCCCGUCUCCUCUCUUCCUCCACCAUGGGAACCUUCAUCUUAGGAGAGCUCAAAGAAGAGGAGGAGGAGGUGAAAGAUGAGAAGACCGUGGAGUUGAAGCUCCUUCAUGAGGCAAAGGUGUUGCAGCUGGAACAAAGGAUUGAGGAGCUCAGUCGCUCCCUGCAGACUGCAGACCGAGAGAAGGAGGAGACAGAGAAGGAGGUGGAAAGGUUGAGAGAAUCAGAGAGGAGGCUGCAGUUAGUCGGUCAGGCUGUGAUCAGAAUUUCCAGAAGCCUGAGCAGGAUCAGCAGUCAGAGACCGAGUGUCUCCACGGACAACGUCCUCAGUCUGGAUCUGUCCUCCCUGCUGUCUGUUCUGUCUCAGACUGAGAGCGCCCUGCAGUGGAAGCAUGAGGAACUGCAGGAGGCGGAGGUAAGUCUGCAGCAGCUCAACGAGGAACAAACAGCCCUGCAGCUUCGACUGAAACUGCUGGAGGACGAAAACCAGCAGCUGGACGUAAACAUUCAGAACAGGCAGCUGGACCUGAAGCACACACUGGAUGCCCUGAGCAGGGAGAAGGAGACGUUAACCUCCCUGCGUCUGCAGGUAGAGGAGGUGCAGAGACGAGCGGAGGAGGUGAAGAGGGAGAACGACAGACAGAGGAGAGACAGAGACAGACUGGAGAAAAGAACACGACAGCUGGAGGCAGAAACACACAGACGGGUGGAGGCGGAACUCCUGGAGAACCUCCAGCUGUCAGAGAGAGAAACUCAGCAGCGGAUGGAGAUCCACAACUUGAAGGGGGCGCUAGAGAGGGAGCAGCUAGACAGGCAGAGAGGAGAGGAAGAAUGCAUUGAUGUCAGAGAAGCUCUGAAGAAGUGCAGGGAGAGCGCGCUGCAUCUCUCCUCCUUAGAGAUAAUGUUGAGGCAGGAGUUAGAGGAGGCGCAUGACGCUCUGGAGAAAAUGUCGGCUCUGAACUCGUCUCUGGCUUCAGAUAAACGAGAUCUGAGCAAACAGAUGCUGCAGCUGGAGACCGAGCUGUCAGACAGCCAAUCACAGCUGCAGACUGUGAGGUCAGAGGUCAGCAUUCUACAGAGAGAUGUCAAAGGUCUGAGGAGUGAGUGCAGCAUCCUGAGAGCUCAGUCAGAGACAGACGCUGACAUCAUUCAUCAGCUGAAGGAACAGAAGGCUGAACUGGAGACAGAUGUGGUGGAGAAGGAGACACAGCUGGUCUCACUGGAAGAAGAGAGGCAGACAGCAGCACAGCAGAUGGAGGAGAUGUCCUCCCAACAUGCCCUGCUACGUGAGGAGCUAAAGGAGGUGCAGGAACAGCUGCAAAACGCAGAGAAGGAAUUGAAUCAGAAGGAGAGACAGCAGGAGGAGCUUCAGAGAGAGAGCAGGCGGCUGCAGGAGGAACAGGAAGGUCUGAGGAAACACAAGGAGCGGCUAGAAGAGGAGUUAAAGGAGCUCAGGUCUCUCUCCAUGAACCUCCACCUGCAGCUCCGUCAGCAGCAGCAGCAGCUCUCUCAGUCAGAGGUGGACAGAUGUCAGCAGAACACGCACAUCUAUACGCUGCAGCAGGCCAAGGUCACCUUACAGGGUGAGAUCGAGUGUCUGAGAGCAGAACUGCACCGAGAGACGGCAAGAAGAGAAGAUGAGAAGGAGAGGAGGGAAAGAAUCUGGGAGGAAAAUGAGGUGCUGAAGGUAAAAAUGGAGAGACUGACAGAGGAGGUGGAGGAGCAGCAAACCAGAAGGUCAGAGGAUCAUACAGAGAGGAAGGAGGAAAGGGAGUCCUGGCAGAAAGAGAGAGAAGUUCUGAACGAAGAGCUCGGGAUGAGGGACGGAGAACUGGAGGCCCUGAGGAGGCGCACUGAGGGACUGACAGAGGAGGGGGAGGAGAGGCAGAGAGAGGUGGAGAGACUGAGGGAGGAGGUAGCAGAGGGAGAGACUAAGAUCAGCCUCAUGAUGGAGAGAAUGCAGCAAGUAGAGGGGAAGAAGGAGAAACUGGAGGAGCAAAUAAAGAGGACAGAGGUCAGACUGGCAGAGGAGGAGGUGAAGAGGAAAGAAGAGGAGCUCCACAGGGAUUUGGAGACAGAGGCGCUCUGUGAACGGAUAGAGAAGUUUGAAACUGAAAAGAAAGAAAUGGAGGAGGAGAUAUUUCAACUGAGGAAUGAGGAGGACAGAGGGAGAACUAGAGCUACGGAGGAGAGGGAGGAAAUUAACAGACUGAGAAAAGAAAUCUCCAUGUUACAGGAAGACAGAGAGGAGGAGAGGAGACAGUGGGAGAAACAGCAGGAGGAAAAGGAGGAGUUGGUGGAGAAAGUGGGGGAGGUGGAGCUGCUGAGGGUGAGGCUUAACGUUGCUAAGGAGGAGUAUGAGGAGAUGAAGGAGGAGGUGGAGAGGAAGGAGCGCAGCCUGGAGCAUCAGAUAGGUGCUGUGAGGGAGAGGGAGGAGGAGGUGGAGGAGCUGAAGGAGCACCUGAGGCUCUCUGAGGAGCGUGAGGAGGAAGGAGAAAGGGAACGCAAUGUGGUCAACCACAAACUGAAGCAGAAGGAGGCGCGGGAGGAGCAGCUUGAGGCAUUGCUGGCAGAAACUCAGGCGCUCCUCGAGAAGGAGACGCGAGAAGGAGAAGAAAAAGACAACCUGAUUUCCUCCCAGGGCAGGGAGCUGCAGGAGGCUCAGGCUGAGAGAGAGAGAGCAAAUAAGGAGACCAGAGAGAGGAAGGAGGCAUGUGAGAGGCUGGAGGAGGAAGGGAGGAGGUUGCAGCAGAAGGUAGAACAUAAUCAGAAGGAGGUGACAAAGCUCCAAAAGAGCAUUAGGGACCAACAUGAGGAGGUGCAGCAGUUGACGAACACACUGGAGGAGAGAGAGGAGGAGGUAAGAGAGGGAAUGAGGUGGAGAAGGAUUGAGGAGGAGAGGAGGAAGAGGAGUGAGGAGAAAGAGAUGGAGGUGGAGGAGGAACGGGAGAAAGAGAGGGAAGUGCUCAGCACAGUUAGGGAGGAGAGGAGGAGGUUAGAGGACAGAUUGGAAUUAAAAGUGAAAGAGGUGAAGGAGCAAUGCGAGGAGCUGAGGAGGACUCAGGAGGAGAAGACAAGGCUAGAGAGCAAACUAAAGGAGAUGCAUGAUGAAAUUGUGGAAGAAAGGGAGGAGCUGAAGGGAGUGAGGGAGGAAAAUAGGAAGUUGGAGGAGCAGCUAAAAGAAAUAGAGGAACAGAGGGGUGUGCUGAGAAUUAAAGAGGAGAAACUGAGAAGACUGGAGGACGAACUGAGGGAGGUGAAAGAGGAGCAAAUGAUGCAACAGGAAAAGGAGAAAGAUCACCGCCUGGAGGAGGAAAGGAGGAGAUCCAGACUGAAAGAGCUGGAGGAAGAGAAGGCUGAACUACUGUUGGAGCUAAUGAGGAAGGAGAGGGAGAGGACAGCUUCUAGAGAGGAGGCGCAGGGUGAGAGAGACAAGGCCCAGAAGGAGCUACAGAGACAGACAGAGGAGCUAUCUGAACUCAGAGAGGAGGUGCAAAGAAUGCAAAAAGAGAAGGAGAAUGCCCAAGAAAAGGUGCAGGAGGAACUGAGAAUAAGAAUGGAGGAGUGGAGGUCAAAGGAGCUGAUGAGUAACAAGAAGGCACAGGAGGAGAAAAGACAGAUGGAGGAGUUACAACAGAAUCUGAAAAUGAGCAAAAUGGAGGUUUCUGGACUGAGAGAAGAGCUUUAUGAGGAGCACAGGAAAAUGGAUGAGCAUCAGGGCAAGCUGAGGAGGUUUGAGAAAGAGAUAGAGGCUCUCAUAGAGGAGGUGCAGAUGGAGAGGAACAAGGCCAAGGAGGAGAGGAGACAGACGGAGGAGGUUGAGCAGGAGCUGUGGAGUAAUAGCGAAAAGCUUUCUGUGCUCAGAGAGGAGGUGCAAAGAAAGCAAAAAGAGAACGAGGCCUAUAAAGAAAUGCAGGAGGAAUUUAGAAAACAGGAGGAAGAGUGGAGAUUAAAGGAGCUCAUGAACAUCAACAAGGCGCAGGAGGAGAAGAUGCAUAUGGAGGAGGUACAGCAGGAGUUGAUGAGUAGCCAAAGGAAGGUUUCUGUACUCAAAGAGGAGAUGUAUAAGGAGCAAAGACAAAAUGAGGAGCAUUUGAGGAAGUUUGAGGAAGAGCUGACAGUUCUCAGAGACGAGGUGCAGAGGGAGAGGAACAAGGCACAGGAGGAGAGGGGACAAACACAAGAGCUCCAGCAGGAGCUUUCUAGACUCAAAAAGGAGGUGAUUAAAGAGCGAAGGGAAAAUGAAGAGCAGCAGGAGAAGUUGAGGAAUUUGGAGAAGGAGGUGACAACUCUUAGAUUGGAGGUGCUAAGAGAGAGAGAGGAGGCCCAAGAAAAGCUGCAGGAUGAAUUGAAAAAAGGGGAGGAGGAGUGGAAGUUGAAUGAGCUGAUAAUCAGGAACAAAGCACAAGAGGAGUUACAAAAGAUGGAGGAAAUACACCAGGAGCUUAUGAGGAGCAAAAGCGAGGUGUCUGUACUCAGAGAGGAGGUGCAGAAGGAAAGGAGACAGAUGGAGGAGGUCCAGCAUGAGCUCUCUAAACUAAGAAAGGAGGUGGCUAAAGAACAAAGGGAUAAGGAGGAAAAGCAGGGGAUGUUGGAAAAGGAAGUGAAAUCUCUCAGGGAGGAGGUGCAAAGAGAGAAGGAGAAGGCCCAUGAAAAGCUACAGGAGGAACUCAGAAAAAGGGAGGAGGAGUGGAGGUCCAAGGAAAUGAUGAACAAGGUACAGGGGGAGUCGAGAAAGAUCGAGGAAGUCCAGCAGGAGCUGACAAGGAGCAAAAGCGAGGUGUCUGUACUGAAAGAGGAGCUUUUGAAGGAACAACUGGAGGGGGAGAAGAUCCGAGAUGAACUGAUAAAGAGGAGGGACGAGGUGCAAGAAGUCAGGAGGACCAAUAAUGAGUUAACAGUCAUCACCGAGGAGGCGAAAAGGGAGAAGAAGCAGAUAAAGGAAGAGUUAACGAGGACAGAGAUGGAGGUGGGGGCUCUAAAAGAGGAGAUCCAGAAGGCUCACAGGAUGGGUGAAAUGGAGGCGUCACUACUUAAAGUGAAGUUUCAGGAGGAGCAGCAGGAGAAGCUGGAGUUACAACAGGAGCUGAAAAUAAGGAGAGAUGAUGUCACAGUCCUUAAAGAGGAAGUCAAGAAGGAGCGCCACAGGAGGGAGGAGGUGCAAGAGGAAAUGAGAGGUGUUCAGCAGAACGUGGAGGUGAUGGAGGAGAGCCUUAACUCCCUGCAGAGUCAGGUGUUGGAUCUAAGUCGCAGCCGGGAACGAGCACGGCUGGAGGUGAAGGAGAAGGAGGAGGAGAGCCACCAGAUCAAGGAAGGUCUUAGUAUGGCCCUGGGGGAGAUGACCAAGCUGAAGGUUCUCCUGCAGGAGAGCCACACCGAGGGGGAGCGUCUGAGGGCAACACUAGUCCAGAAGAAGGAGGAAAUGGAGAAAAUCAGAGAGGAGAAUCAGCAGGUGGUCAGGGAGGAGGUGGAGAAGCAAGGAGAGGUGGAGGAGCUGAGAGCCAGAGUUAAGGGCCUGGAGAGGCGAAGGAACGAGAUGAUAGAGGAGCUGGAGAAAGCAGAGGAGAGGAGGAGGGAGGCUGAAGGGAGGUGGAGGAGUCGAGUGGAAGAGGUGGAGAAAGAGCAGGAGGUGAAGCUGAAUGCUCUCAAUACAGAAAUCCAGACACUGAGGAGAAGACAGGAGGAGCCAGAAAAAGAGUGGAGGUCCAAGUUGGAAGAGAAGGAGGUGGAGGUAGAGAGAGCAAGAAGGGAGAUGCAAGAGAGUCAAAAGGAGCUGAGCAGGUUCAGAGCAUUGUUGGAGGAGCAGAAAACUCAGAUCUCCACACUGGCUGCUGAAAAGGAUGGAGAGGAGACACAUGGAUGGAGGAGGAGAAAAGUCCAGAAAGGAGAAGAAGAGCAAGAGGAAGAUGAGGAGCAGGUUUCCUCUGUGUCUCCUGAGAAGGAGCAGCUCAGGAACAGGCUGCAGCAGAAGGAGGCUGAGGUCUACAUGCUGACUCAGAGGAACAAGGAGCUCCAGGCAGACAGGGACCGGGUCCGAUUGGCUCUGGAGCGGACAGAGGCUGCUAUGAUUGGCUACAGGGAGAGAGCCCACCAACAGGAGCAGAACCGCGUGACCGGGUCUAAUUCAGAUGAGGGUGUCGGUGACAGACUGGUGGUCCUGCAGCGUCUGGUGGCUGAACUGGAACUCAACCAGAAACGGAUAAAUAAGAAGAAUUCCCACCUGGAAACCCAGAAAGACAAGCUGAAGAGAGACAGAGAGGCCCUGAAAGACACGUUGAGACAGGUGGAGCAGGAACGAUCAAGACUCCAACAUCAGCUCACACUCAGCUCUGGGUCUCAGACGAGGCUCACUCAGGUAUCUGAGGAAACCACUGAAGUAGAGCGGUUGCGGAGCACAGUGACAGAGCUAGAGGACCAGGUGAGUCGUCUCCGUCUCUCAUUGGCUGUGAACCAGGAGCAGCAGGCGGAGUUUAUUGAGCAGUCAUCCAGAAACAGCCAGUGGCUGCUCUCGCUGAGGCAUGAUCUCAACAUUUCGCUGACUGCCGUUUCACGCCAUCCAAUCCCAGCCGUCCUGGAAUCUGAAACGCAGCGAUUGGACCGCAGCCUGAGGGAGGAGGAGCUUAGGAUGUCUCUGAGCCAAUCAUAGAGGGGAGAAACUUUGAAUCCAAAGUUGCUCACUGGCCAUAUCUCUGCAGCCUGCUCUCUGAUUGGACAGAUUCUGACUGCAGUGAGUUAUUUAUUUAACAUUGACCAAUCAGAUGAGACCAAAAUGUUACAGUUUAUAAACAUUCAGGUAAACAUAGUUACACAGUGAUAAAUAUUUAUCAAUGUUUAUCCCCAAGAAGGUUCUGAUGAGGGGUUUUUCCUCAUGAUGGACGGCACCCUUUAAAAACGUGUGAAGGUUCUGAAUCCAGAACAUUACUGGAUCUGUUCACAGAAUAACCUCUAAAGUUCUUCAAGCAGAUAAACAGACUGGACCAAAAGAUCUGCUACACUGAGUCCAGUUGCAGUACAGUUGGUAUUAGAUGUGUUCUGAUCACUGCUGUUAACUUCUGAUUGACUGAAUAUUUAUAGUUUUAUUUUUGUUUAAUUUAAAUUUCAUGUCUUGUUUGCGAACGGCUCAAUAAACCAACGUUUUUAUAACCGA